Molecule: messenger RNA, 1693 nt
Organism: Gadus macrocephalus (Pacific cod)
Lineage: Eukaryota; Metazoa; Chordata; Actinopteri; Gadiformes; Gadidae
Gene: asb13b
Product: ankyrin repeat and SOCS box containing 13b
Exons: 6
Coding region: 165-1046 (293 amino acids)
Biological process (GO): protein ubiquitination; positive regulation of protein catabolic process
Molecular function (GO): protein binding
Source: RefSeq, a predicted model, not a curated record
UCUGACGCGCUCUACUCGGUCACAGGUGAAACCUGCUGCUGCCCGUUCACGGGCCACGGCUGGGACAGGGUCUACAGUGGUCCUCCGGGGUCCACAGCGCACCGCGGGGGUCCUGCCUCGGGGUUGGGGUUCUGUCUCCUGCGAAAGACUAGAGUUAUCAUGAAAUGGAUAUUAAUACGCGUUCCAGACCCUCCUUGUUUGGAGACAUAGCUCACGGUCUGGGAUUCUGGACGGACCGCUCGGCCGUGCACGAGGCCGCGGCCCAGGGCAGGAGCCUCGACCUGCAGCGGCUCAUCCAGGGAGGGGCGCCGGUCAACAUCGUGGCGGUGGACUCCAUAACGCCGCUGCAUGAGGCUUGUAUCCAGGGACAGACGCAGUGCGUCAGGCUGCUUCUGAUCGCCGGCGCACAGGUGGACGCGAGGAACAUCGACAGCAGCACCCCGCUGUGUGACGCGUGUGCUGCCGGGAGCCUGGAGUGUGUGAGGCUGCUGCUGCAGUACGGAGCCACGGUCAACCCGCCGCUGUUCAGCUUCUCCCCGCUCCACGAGGCCUGCAUGGGAGGGAACGCCGACUGCGUUCAGCUCAUGAUCGAUGAAGGGGCCCUCAUGGAAGCCCACGACUGCCACUUCGGGACUCCACUGCAUGUGGCCUGCGCCAGGCAGCAUUAUGACUGCGCAGAGGUGCUCCUCAAAGCAGGGGCGAACGUGAACGCGGCCAAGCUGCACGAGACAGCGCUGCACCACGCAGCCAAGGUGAAGCACCUGGGCCUCAUCGACCUCCUGGUGGAGUUCGGGGGCAACGUUUACGCCACGGACAACCUGGGCAAGAAGCCCAUUUAUUACGCCGGCACAGGCUCUCCUGCUUACCUCUGCCUCGAGUUCUUUGAAAGUACGCCCCUCAGCCUCCAGCAGAUAAGUAGGCUGGCGUUCAGGAGAAAGUACGGCUCCAACACUCUGAAGGUGGUCUCCCAGCUGAACCUCCCCGACCGCAUCCGGGGGUUCCUCUGUUACGAAGCCCCACCCGAGUCCCAGGUUCCUGCGCUCUAGAUUAGGGGUCCCCUGCUUUCAUACGGGGGCACAGGGGAUUGUUGACUUGUAAGCUAUAUGAGCAGCUAUUUGAUGAUCCGUUUUUUAUAAAAAUGUAUUUUCGAUAAAGGGCCCUUUUAUAUCAAGUGAUUUACACCAACUCAUGAUUCAAAGCCAUAAGCAGACCGCUACUUACUGCACCACUGGGUAUGGUCGUAUGACGGGGUGAUGUUGAUAGAGUUAAGAGGCUGGUGGGAAAGCAGGUGCAAAACAUGUGAGGAGCUUGGGUUGCAAGAAUCUUCAGACUGCAAAAUGUGUCAUGGGUGCAAAACGUCGUGAACCACAGAUCUAGAUACAGAUUCUGCACAAAGUUUCUGAAAUAAUAUUAGUGGAUACAUGGCUAACUUCAACAGACUUGAAUCUUCUUCUGUUCCAGGUCAAUCUGGAAAUUGGCUUAUUUUAUGAAGUUAAAGUGAAUGUUGUAUAUUUUAGGCAUUAUCUUGGAAAUGGUUUGUUUCAUCAAACAUGAAAGCUCAGAAAUUAUGGACAGUAAUAACGUUAUAAUUUGUACAUAUUUAAUACCACUUAAUGUGAAUGUGAAUAUGUAAAUACAAUCAUCUAAGUUAAUGUCAUUUGGGUAAACAGACAAAUACAGGAUAUUUUAAGCA